AUGGUCCUCGCAUCAGACUCACAUGGUCCUAACCGCAGACUCGCACGGUCCUCACCUCAGACCUCACUUCAGACCUCACAUGGUCCUCACUUUAGACCUCACAUGAUCCUCGCACCAGACUCACAUGUGUCUAACCUCAAACUCACAUGGUUCUCACCUCAGACCUCACAUGGUCCUCAUUUCAGACCUCGCGUGGUCCUCACUUCUGACCUCACAUGGUCCUCGCAUCAGACUCACAUGGUCCUCACCUCAGACUCAUAUGGUCCUCACUUCAGACUCACAUGGUCCUCACCUCAGACCUCACAUGGUCCUCGCAUCAGACUCACAUGGUCCUCACCUCAGACUCAUAUGGUCCUCACUUCAGACUCACAUGGUCCUCACCUCAGACCUCACAAGGUCCUCGCAUCAGACUCACAUGGUCCUCACAUCAGACUCACAUGGUUCUCACUUCAGAUCUCACAUAUGGUCCUCACAUCAGACUCACAUGGUCCUGACCUCAGACUCACAUGGUCCUCACCGCAGAUGUCACAUGGUCUUCACCUGAGACGCACAUGGUCCUCAUCUCAGACUCACAUGGUCCUCACCUGA
Messenger RNA from Knipowitschia caucasica, 588 nucleotides. The record is from the annotation of a GenBank genome assembly. NCBI's taxonomy places the organism in Eukaryota, Metazoa, Chordata, Actinopteri, Gobiiformes, Gobiidae.